Molecule: messenger RNA, 4268 nt
Organism: Mytilinidion resinicola
Lineage: Eukaryota; Fungi; Ascomycota; Dothideomycetes; Mytilinidiales; Mytilinidiaceae
Product: oxysterol binding protein 1
Exons: 6
Coding region: 229-4032 (1267 amino acids)
Biological process (GO): piecemeal microautophagy of the nucleus; endocytosis; exocytosis
Cellular component (GO): nuclear envelope; intracellular membrane-bounded organelle; cytosol
Molecular function (GO): sterol binding; protein binding
Source: RefSeq, a predicted model, not a curated record
GUUUCGUCACCCAGGUGGCCGUGCCGUCUCGAAACCCCGCGUCCAUUUGUUGGAGCGCAUCCAGCUCUAUUCCUAAGCAGCACGCUUUUGCUCCCCGAAAUGCCGCACAAAGACUGAGUCUGCGCCGUUUUGGAUCUGUUGUGCACCAACCCUCAUUGCUAUCUCAAAUCUCACCGCGCGCCGCAUCCCCGCAGUCCGUCCUUCACGACUCACCACACAACACUAGAAAUGGACGGGCACAAGCGGUCCAAGUCGGCCAGCGUGAAGCAUCUUCUCUCCCGCGUUUCUUCCAAGCCCGACGUCACCGACCUGCCAGAAAACAGUACUUCCCAUACUUCGGCGGCAGCCUCGACGACCUCUCUCAGCUCCCAGCAGUCUUCGCUACCUGUCCGGGGCCCUUCUAGCCACAUUAGACACCCAUCGCGUCCCGGUCACCGACCGCAUCUCUCUACGACAAUGUCCAACGCCGGAGGGCUGUCCGACAGCUUGGCGCCAGCCUCUCCGAGCCAUGGCACGUCUCCUGCCUCGCCGACUACCAAGGGAACCUCGAUCGAACAAUCCGUCAAGAUGUUCAGGGUCUUUGAAGCGUUGCGCAACGGUGAUACUGGUGCUAUAUCCAAGGCCAUGAGGGAGCAGGCAGUCCCAGCUGCAGAUCCAGACAAGAGCGCGUCGUCAAUUGCCCUGUCAUCCACCGGUCGUCUGGAAGGGACAUCAAUAUUACACCUGGCUAUACAAUGUGCUGAAAUGCCAGUCAUUGAAUUUGUCCUCUCGAACUCAACACCAGGAUCUGACGGACCUAUCGAUAUCAAUGGGAGGGACAAGGACGGCAAUACCCCCCUGCAUCUUGCCGCAACUCUCGGUCGAGCGCCUGUUGUUCGUACGCUGUUAGAUCAGCCCGGUAUUAACGAUUCUGUCUCGAAUUACCUAGGUCAGACGCCUCUAGACCUCGCGCGCACCCCGGAGAUAUUCCAGCUCCUGCAGCUUGCGAGAUCCAUCUUUGUUGACACCAACGUGAAGAAAAUUCAGAGUCUAGUAGCGGCGGGCGAUUUGACCGCCUUGGAGAAAUUAUUCCAGGACCCUAGAAUUCGCAGCACAAUAGACGUCAAUGGCGGCGAGCUUACGACUGACCCUGUAACACUUGAAUCUGGCGGAACCCUCUUACACGAAGCAGCGCGAAGGAGAGAUAUCAAGCUCAUUCAAAUGCUUUUGCUCAACGGCGCCGAUCCCUUCAGGCGAGACAGGAAAGGGAAACUCCCGCAAGAAGUUACCAAAGAUGACAGGACACGAGCAAUCCUAAAGCGAUCACCCGCAGCACAUGCAGCGCAACGAGGGAUCCAAGAAAAGACAAUUCUUGGCAGCUCAGCUGCACAAGCCGGCUCAAGUGGCGCGGAAAAUCCCUUGGGUAGUAAAGACGGUCGCGAAAUGAAAGGAUACCUCAAGAAGUGGACGAAUUACACCAGUGGGUACAAGUUGCGGUGGUUCGUACUCGAAGAUGGUGUGCUUAGCUACUACAAACAUCAAGAUGAUGCUGGGUCUGCUUGCCGAGGAGCCAUAAAUAUGAAAAUUGCUAAGCUAUACAUGGAUCCUCAAGACAAACAGCGCUUUGAGAUUCACGGGAAGUCCUCUGUUAAAUACCAUCUCAAAGCCAAUCACCAGGUAGAAGCAAAGCGCUGGUAUUGGGCACUGAACAAUGCCAUUCGGUGGAGCAAAGAUGAGGCUCAAGAGGAAGAAAAGCGUCAAACUCGCGAGGUGGAAGCACUCAAGCAAGCCAAAAUAGAACAAUUCGAAAAGCGACCCGCCGGCGAAGGAGACUCUUUGAGCAUUCAUUCCAGAGCUGCACCCAAAAGCUUCGCUCCUUCGGCCGGAUCACUUAGUGUGCCAUUUGCCAUUGGUAGCACAUCGAGAACCGGUGCAAGCACUGUAGACGAUGACGACUAUCCUCCUAGCAAUUAUGAACUCAGUUACUCUGGUGGAGAUCUUGCCAAGUUGCAAAGCCACCUCGGCACUGCUACAGCAGAGGGAGAGGACGACGAUGACGAUGACUAUGGAGACGGCAGUAGUAGUCACGAGGUGCAACCGGCAAGCAAGGACGCCUUUAAUAUCACCGCCCAGUCUGCAAAACUACAGCUUGAUUUGUUAGGGCAGGUGUCUGCGGCCCUCGUUGCAGAAAGAACACGAAAUCCCACAAUGCAAAUAUCAGACCCAACGGCGGUACAAGCUCUCACAUCGUAUGAGUCCGCGGUUGGAAAUCUUAAGGCCCUUGUUGGGGAUCUUUUGCGGAUUGCUCGAGAUCGCGACGCCUAUUGGCAGUAUAGACUUGAUCGAGAAGCCAACGUUCGCCGGAUGUGGGAAGAGAGCAUGGCCCGGGUCGUGCAAGAACAAGAAGAACUCGAAAGCCGUAUUGGUCUAUCCGAGCUGAAGCGGAGGAAGACCAAAGCCGCUCUCCGCGAAGCUCUCGAAGGAUAUGAAAUGAACGAGUCUCGUCCACUAAGUAGGGACGGAGAAAAGGAUGAAUUUGCUGAGGCUGAGGAAACACCUACCAGGGAGCCGGAAGACUUCCUGCGACCUAGGGGUACUAACAGGGGCGCUAGCAGUGCUGUUCGACGAAAGUCUACCUUUGUCGACUUGGGAGAGCUGUCCGACUCUGACGCCGACUCUGACGAAUUCUUUGAUGCAGUGGAUGCGGGUGAAAUAGAAGUCGUUGAGAUGCCGAUCUCAAGCCCUGGUAUCGGAGCUAUAGAGAUGCCACCAUCCACUGAGGAGUUGUUCGACGAUAAAAUGGCGCAGAUAUCGACUGCUUGGAGGGGCUAUGAGGAUGGUCCUCGGCAGAAGCUAGCGAUGGAUGCAGAUGACAGGCCCAAGAUAAGUCUUUGGGGUAUCCUUAAAUCCAUGAUUGGUAAAGACAUGACCAAAAUGACUUUACCUGUCUCCUUCAAUGAGCCUACUUCUCUGCUCCAGCGUGUUGCUGAGGACAUGGAAUAUACCGACCUGCUCGACACAGCGGCUGAACGGAUGGACUCGACCGAGAGACUCGUAUAUGUUGCUGCGUUCGCGGCUAGCGAAUACGCUUCAACAAUCGCCCGAGUCGCGAAGCCCUUCAAUCCUCUUCUUGGAGAGACAUACGAGUAUGCCCGGCCUGAUAAGGGGUAUCGUUUCUUCAUUGAGCAAGUCAGUCACCAUCCGCCGGUUGGUGCUGCCUAUGCUGAAUCGAAAAAAUGGGACUACUACGGCGAAUCCGCUGUGAAAUCCAAGUUUUAUGGCAAAUCGUUCGACAUCAACCCACUUGGAACAUGGUUUUUGAAUCUCCGACCAACUUCUGGUGGAUCUGAGCUCUACACAUGGAAAAAGGUCACCUCUUCGGUGGUAGGCAUCAUCACCGGAAACCCAACCGUCGACAACUACGGCCUGAUGGAGGUCAAGAAUUGGAACACAGGCGAAGUCUGCCAACUUGACUUCAAAGCCCGGGGUUGGAAAGCCUCCUCCGCUUACCAGGUCCACGGCAAAGUCAUGACUGCGGACGGCAAACCCCGCUGGAGCAUCGGCGGCCGCUGGAACGACAAGAUCUACGCCCGCCUCACCCCCGGCUACGAAGACAGCGUGGUCCACCCGAACACCUCGGGCUUGAAACCCGCCGAGGAGAACAAGGCUUUCCUAGUGUGGGAAUGCCAUGGACGGCCGGCCGGCAUCCCGUUCAAUUUGACCCCAUUCUGCGUUACGCUCAACGACGUGCCAGACAAGCUCCGCCCCAUUCUCGCGCCCACUGAUACCCGACUCCGCCCAGACCAGCGUGCGAUGGAGGACGGCGAGUACGACCUCGCUGCCUCGGAGAAGAACCGUGUCGAGGAGAAGCAGCGUGCGAGAAGGCGAGAGCGAGAGGCGAGGGGGGAGGAGUUUGUUCCGCGGUGGUUCUCGAAAGAGAGGUGCGAGACGACAGGGGAGGAGUACUGGGCCUUUAAUGGAGAGUACUGGACCACGAGACAUGAGGUUUCGGAUAAGGGGGGGAAGUGGGAGGGAUUAGAGGAUAUUUUCUGAAGAGAUAGAAGGGUGAAGGGGAAUUGUAUAUCAGAAUGGAAGGGAAAGUGGGGAGAUGUAUGUGCUAGAGUUUGAGUAAUGGAAAACUUAUUCCUUUCUUGAUAUUCUCACAUGGCCAGAUGUUUUGACUUGGGCCAUUGUUGGACUAAUUUCACGAUUGUUCUAAUGUCGCUCACUUCUAGGAUUGAAAGUCCGAGGCUGUGUAAAUUUCACUGCGAGAUUAAGUUUGACAAUAC